ACAAGAGCGGUGUCUGCCAAUUGUAUAUAUUAGUGGUGUUACCGUAGUCGCAAGAAACGCACCAGGAGGAAAAAUCAAUUACCGAGCGCACUAUUAAGAAAUAGGUGGCACCACCGCACCCGCCUCCAGUAGUGUUGGAGGAGGGGUAAACCUAGUGCCUUUUCCACCCCCUCAUUCAUUAACUACUCUACUUGGCGAGGAGUUGGAAGGCACCGGGACUUCGUCAAGCCCACACUCACUCCCCGCCCAGGCCCUAGAUUGCCUCGGUGUGCAGCUCCUGGUCCCCAGCACUCCAGCAUCUCUAAGACGAGAUGUUGAUGGCGGCCCUGACUGUCCCUGUGGUCAUCGGUCCGCCCCUCUGCCCCGCCCAUUCCAUCCGUGACCCCUGCCGUGACCCUGUGACCUCCCAGCCACGCAUACCACCUGCCCAGGUGGUGAGCUGUCAACACCAGGUGGCCAGGCUCAGAGGCGCUGACGGGGGGUGUGACCCGGCCUCCGACGGGUGUGACCCGGCCUCCGACGGGUGUGACCCGGCCCCCGACGGGUGUGACCCGGCCUCCGACGGGUGUGACCCGGCCUCCGACGGGUGUGACCCGCCCAUCUUGAGAGUAGCAGCGGGUGACGUGACGUACCGAGGAGAAGGAGCUGACCAUGUCGUCCUCAGGGUCAUCAACACGGGUCAAGUGCUACGACUUCGGAAGACUUUGGUCCGGGGGCCGGUAACCAGCAGGGAGGAACUGGUUCUCCGGGCCGCCCGAGACAGAGAGGUUCUUCGCCACGUUGCCCGUCGUAUUCUCGGACCCUUGCUCACCGACGAGUCACAGUUGGUCACCCUCAACCCGGACACCCUAGCAGCUCUCAGGCGCACCGUCGAGCCCCGAAGACAGGGUCAUCGCCAACACAAGGAAAUAAACAAACAUGGCAUUGCUAGCAUCUGUCCAGAUGCAGCCAGCAUCUUUAUCAACCGACGAGAGACUUCUCUACCCUCUUCGUUUUCCAUAACCACCUCAUCACUGUCUUCCCUAGUGACAUCGUCAUUGCCAUCAUCAUCUGUAACAUCAGCAACUUCUUCCUUCACCGCAUCACCCAUGGAAUCUCUAAGAACAAAUGUGAUUAUGAAUCUCGGAGAAUCUCGGAUCAGUACAAGUAUGUCUUCAAAAUCAGGAUCUUUUCUGCGUGAUGAUCUCAACUCUAGAAUCUCGUCUAGAGUUAGUGUUGUAGAAAGUUGUGACUAUGAUGAAAACACAUCAGCUAGUAAACCUACUCUAGAAACUAGAAAUAUGCUAGCUGUAGCAUCAAGUACCUCAGUGUCUGAACUCAAGAAUGUGUGUAUAGAGAUUAAGCCCAAACAAGGUUUCUUGGACUACUCUACUCCAGAUCUUCCAUUGUGCCGCUAUUGUGUCAAACAGUUUCUUAAGCGUAGGAAGGACCACCACUCUCGGAGCUCUUAUUGUCCCCUUGAUCUCUACUCUGGAGAUGUAGAGAGGAUGCGACGGGCAGUGGAUGGCCUUAUACAGUCACCGCAGAACAACUUUAAGGUUUUUCAGGAUGGAGAGCCAGUGGAGGACUGUAGACCCUUCAGUUACCUGCGUGAUGUCAUUAUUACAGCGCUGACAUUCAACUUCUCAUCAGGAAAUGCCAGAGUCCCUAAGCACUCUGGGCCUCUGAGUGCCAGGUCUCCUCUGGGCAGGAUCCUGGCCUUCCAAACUUUGGAUGAUCUUGGGGUGUUCAGGGCCAGGAGACUGUACCAGGGCCUGGUGAGUAGAGUGGGUACCAUGCAGGAUGCCGACAUACUCCUUCAGGACCUGGGCCGAUGGACAGAUGACAGUGCCUCGCUCUACCUGCAGUGCGGCAGACAUAAGCACAAGCAUCACUGUGGCAACACUUGCCACACUAGGAAGAGGAAGCAUCAUCUCCUGAGUAAUGGUUUAAUUAAACCAGUUAUUAAUGCUGACUCGAGUGUAAAUGUUGACCAGCAAAGUAUUGCAGAUAUCAUUACCAGGGAUGGUGACAUUCAUUUGGCAAACGUUGAUGGUAUGAAAGUUAGUACCUGUACUGAAAAUGGGAGACUUGAGAGUGGUUCCAGUGAUCACUUAGCAGUAGAUGGUAGUGAAGAUGAGGAAGAGGCAAGUGAGGAGGAGACAGUGAGGAAGCUCCAGAACUACCUGCUCUCUACCACAGCCAAGGAUCUCUCCCUCAUGAUCCUGCUGAGUGGACCUCACACCAGUUCCCUGCCCCACUGCACAACUGCCAACACCUCCCCCUUUACCAUCGUAUUGGAGGACGGAGUCUGGUUCAAGUGUCAGGUGACUGGGGUUGACCUCGUUGCUAAGCCUCCAAGCAAGAUACUCAAGCAUGAACAGGACUACCAGCGGCUUAAGGAGGUGCUGCUUGAGCUUAGGAACAGAGGAUUCCAUGCCGGGGCAGCAUACUCAAGAAUGGGGUUCACAAAGGAUGUGUACAGUACUUGGACGUGCAGAUAGAAGCUCUCUGCUACACCACACGACUGAUAUGAUCAGUUGAGGGGCGGAGUCUACGGCGUGGCCACGCCCACCGAGGUAUAAAAGCAGGUCUGGUGGUGUGGAGGAUCAGUGUGCGUGAGCCCGUCGGCCAGGCAACAUGGAGUGUACCUUCCUCCGUAAG
Molecule: messenger RNA, 2643 nt
Organism: Procambarus clarkii (red swamp crayfish)
Lineage: Eukaryota; Metazoa; Arthropoda; Malacostraca; Decapoda; Cambaridae
Biological process (GO): inositol phosphate biosynthetic process
Cellular component (GO): nucleus
Molecular function (GO): inositol-1,3,4,5,6-pentakisphosphate 2-kinase activity; ATP binding
Source: RefSeq, a predicted model, not a curated record